AGGGAAUCUUGGUUCCGAGAAUAUUGUUUUCCCCAUUUGGCGAGAAGCGAGAUUUGUUUAGAUAGUGGACCGGUGUUUGUUGAUAACGGAACUUUUUAAAAUUGAAUACAAAAUUAGGAAUUCACUGAUUUGCUGCUCAAUGUUUGAUAAGGAAAAAUUUUAUCGUGCAAUACAAAAACGACAUGUCGCUAAAUAGCAGGAAAAAUUUCUGAAAUAAUUAUCUGGUCACUCACAGUUCAGAUCGUAAAUAAGACCAUUAAUCGGCUCGCGUUUUCAUCAAGUAUCUCAGCUAUCAGUCGUUAGCUUGGAAAGAAAUAUUGUUUUCCCUUUUUGUACGGCAGACCACGGAUUGUGGACGAGCAACAGAUCACAUAAGCUGAAGCUUCGGCUAACAACAAGGGAAACAGAAAAGUGAAAAUGUGACUCUCCUGAUCUUUGAAUGUACAACCGGUGCGAUAUCACAUGAAAUUGAGUUUUUAAAAAUAAUCUUCACCUCCGAAAUCAACGCGCAAAAAGUGUAAAUAGGUUACAAAGUGUGCAUCGAAAAGUGCAUCUAGUCACAGCAUUGUAGUGCGAAAACUUUUGCGCCUGUCAAGUGAAGCCAUUGAAAAAAGGCACCGAGAAAACACGAAAGAAAAUCGCCCAGCAAACCAAAAUACAUGGGAAGGGGAUCAUUUCACUGGCGGAUAAUCAACAAUUUUCCAAGUACCAAUUAGGUGUGCUAAGAAGUUAUCUGUGUGAUAGUUUAAGAGAAGUGGAGUAAACUGCAAUAAAUAGUUUAUCGUUGUGGUUCCGUCAACUAUAAUCAUUCAUAAUGUCCACCUCAUCGGCUGGACACGAGGAGGAGCGGAAGCCGCUGAUGGAGGAAUUUUACCGCCAACGGCGGAUACUGCUGGGAUGCACCGUCCUCAUCGGUGUCGCUGUGAUAGUGUGGAUCGUUGCCAUCUCGACCGAUCACUGGUUCAUAGUAACAGGUGGUCAAGGAAUCUUCAUACCUGACACCAGACGCUACUUCAAAUCAUCACAUUCUGGGCUGUGGAAAAUAUGCCGGUACGGAAUGACACCGACGGUGCUGCCUCACUCGAAUGCCACCCGCAAUUUCACCACCCUUUCCUACAUAAACGAGAACCGAAUCGCAAACAUGAAAAACACAAUCGCCAAGGAAGACUACAUCCAGGAGUUCCUUCGGGAGGACCUACGGGUGGACAAUCUAACCGAAAUCGAUGACAACUUUCGGCGGCAUCUGUUCGCCAGUUGGAUCACCGAAAAUACGGAGUUUUUUGAAUCGCUGAAGAGGUCCUACCACGAAAUCACAGCUCACAACAGUGAGCAAGCAAGCGUUUCGGUACACAAACUGAAAAACCCACCGCUCAUGAUGCUGGAUCCCACCGAUAUAAGUUCGCUCAAGGAAACGGUCGGAAUGUCCGGUGCACUGACGACGGUAUCAAUAAACUCGACGGAGGUUAAUAUCCUGGUACCGCAAAGGCUUCGAGAAGCUCUGUUCGACGAAUGGGAGCAAAAAGCGGGUGUGGUAUAUUUACUGUGGAGCUUCUCGAAGGCGAUGGGCAUUCAACCGUUCAUAACCAGCCCCGAUGGGACGAAAUUCAUCAUAAGGCCACCACUGCCACCGAAAAAAGGCCGAAUUGGUAAUGGAUACGAGUACGUUCCGUUCAAAAAAUGUAAAUUACACGAUCUCUUCCCAACCGACGAAGUCAUCCGACAGGAUCCUUCCAUAGACGACGAAAUACUUGCAAGAGGAGAUCCUUUUUACGUUCCCGAAUUCGAGUCCAAAGAUUACAGUCGCACGGAAGCAUCGUUCGCCAUCAUCACCGUCUUCAUCAUGGCGAUGGGAUUCGUGUUUUCCGUCUAUACCUUCAUGAAUCCGCGCUACAUGUUCAAGCGAUUAGCAGGUGGCAUUCAUUUCAUUUCGGCUUCUACGAGCUUCGUAGUCAUCCAGGUUCUGAUAGCGUCGGUCGAAUAUGAGAAGGAGAACAUUUCGUAUACCUUCCCGAAGGGAGCUAAAUUCAGCUAUGGUUACGGUUUCUAUCUUGCCUGGUUCGUGUUCCUAUCUAACCUGUACGCCGGUUUGGCCUUUAUGUGGUACUCGAAGAAGAAGAAGGGUAAUAAAGCAGCAACCGAAGAGCUAGGUAUGGCCGAUGAACCGAUCAACAUUGGCCGAUAAUUUAAAACAAGCGACAGAUUUCGGCUCCAGUACUGAGUAACAGUAAAAUUCAAUAGUUCAGGUUGAUAGACGAAUCGAAAUUAUACAUUUCUAAUCUCUACUGUGUUCCUUUUCUUAUGAUCUUUUGUAUUAAGGAGUAACCAAUGUAUGGUAUAAAUGAGAGGUAGAAGAAAAACACGCGCUCAAUAUUUGAAUUGGUUAAAAAGUCCAACCAAAGCAAAAGUUUGUAUUUUCUUUAUUUAAACAAAUACCGAUUUACGUUAUUAUUAGAUUUUAAAUAUUAUUACAAUGUUCAUUAAAAAUCGUCUUUAUUUAAGUACGCUCAAAGCAGUUUACUGUACUAUAAAAAUUUUACCAUAUGUUUCCAAUUAAUAUUGAACUUCUGUACUUGUUCAUUUUUAACUAAAAGCUAUCCAUUUUCAGUUCGGUAAAAGCUCCUUAAAUUCUUUUUGGACUGUAACGAAGAAUUAUAUUGUGGAAUAGACUUUAAGUAUGGGGAAAGACAGAUAAACCAAAACUGUACAUAUAAUAAUACUAAGUUAGCGAGCAGCAUUACCCAAUCGAGAUCCGUUCGGCAUGCUACAAUAUAGAAUUGGUUUAAACUUAUCCAAUAAUUAAAAAGUUACAUAACCACGGAGCAUCGAAAAAAUCAACAAGACAUUUUCAUAAUGACACAAUGCUAAUAUUCAGAUCGAUAAACUGUAUGUUAUUUGCCAUUUGUUAUAUUUGCUAACUGUUAUGCGAAAUUA
Topomyia yanbarensis is the source of this 2931-nucleotide messenger RNA. RefSeq lists its product as uncharacterized. The record is from RefSeq and is a predicted model, not a curated record. Lineage: Eukaryota; Metazoa; Arthropoda; Insecta; Diptera; Culicidae. Gene Ontology annotation, cellular component: plasma membrane. Bases 815 to 2182 code for a protein of 455 amino acids. The transcript has 7 exons.